GCAGACGCCGGACACUUGUGUCUCUCCCUGAAGUCAAGUGGGACUGCUGCUCGGUGCUGCGUGGCUUCCCUUUGGCAGUCACUAUCGCCAUGGGGGCUGCGUUGACUCGAGCUGCGCAGUGGACAGCGGCUGGCAUCGGCGCCGGAAAGUUGGAAUUUACACCCUUGAACGUGACCCUGCUGAAUGACAUAAUUAAAUUUGUUGAAAAUAUGAGCUCCAAGUAUCCCCAAGAAGCAGCCUUAAUGUUUCGAGAACCACUGGAAUGGUCGACAGGAGUGGAGGUGAUCGCAUUUGGUUCAGAUUAUGAACUUAGUAAUGAGACUUUAGUAUCAAAAGAAAAGAUAGAUGGGAUCCCUUUGCUGAAUUUUCAGUCUUCUACUGGCAUCAUUAAAGUAUAUGCCUUUAACCAGCUGGCUAAGUUUCUGGAAAUAGCUCAGAAGGAGAAACUGAAAGAAACACAAGCUUGUUUGGAAGCAAAUAGAGAUCCAAUAGCAAAGAUUCUAGGCCCAAGUUUUGCUACAGUGGAAGGAGAGGACAGCUCAAUGCUGCGCUUACUGGAAAAAGUGAAGAAAGGUGAUGAAGACCCUCAGGCUGAAGUUCAAAUGAAGUUAUUUCUUCUUCUCCAGCAGCUGGAUAUGCAGCUUCUUAAUACUUCUUUACAGAAAAUUUCACAAGAAGUGCGACUGAGCCCUCAAGCUAUAAAGAAUGAUGUGCAAUUGCUCCAAUCUUUCUCUGGUGAAGAAGACAAGUCAGUUUUAAAAUCUAUCAAAUACACAUCAGAAUAUGUGUUUUCUAAUGGAUGCAGAGCCCCACCAUGGAGACAGGUAUAUGGAGAUAUUUGCUACCUCAUUAUUGUUACACAUGACAUGGAUGUCUUGUAUGUCACCUGCAGCACAGCUGGAGUUUUUGAAAAUGGGGGUUUUAAGAAGGACAGUGAAGAUAUUAUCUACGACAGAAAAGGUGAUAUCUAUAAGGAUCUUAUUACAUUUCUGAGAGUAAAAUCGCCUACUUUUGCAGAAAAUCUUACACAGAUUCAACAGAAUUUUGCACUACAGAAGAAACUCACAGCUACUCGUAAGACUCUAAAAACAGAAGUGCCUACUAAUGAUGAAAUGGAUCUAGGUGAAAAGUUUAAAGAUUAUCAGGACAAGAAUAAACUUGAGAGAAAUAGGCAAUCUGCAAAGUUUAAGAUAAAGGAUGCAAAGAAAGAAGAAAAUAUCCUUAAGAUCAAGGAGUCAUCUCAUCAGCAGAUCUCCAAAGAUGACAAAACUCAACAGAAAGAUCAGACUGCCGGCAAGAUUAAACAAGGCAAAGAAAAUGAUGAAAUGAUUCCAACCAGGCGAUACAAGUGCAAAGAAUCUAAAGAAAGGAAAUUUUCAUUGAAGAGAAUAGGUUCUCUAGAGGCAGAAGACAUGGAUGAGAGUUCUACAGAUAGUGAGGAAGAGCAACAAGAUAUGGAUAGACAACAGGAGUCCAGCACUGAUUUGCCUUCUGAAUAUUGGCAGAUUCAGAAAGUGGUGAAAUAUUUGAAGGGUGGCAACCAAACAGCUACUGUUAUUGCCUUGUGCUCAAUGAAGGACUUUAACUUGUCUAGUGAAACAUGCCAGUUGGCCAUUCGAGAUGUGGGUGGACUUGAAGUUCUGAUUAACUUGCUAGAUACAGAUGACAUCAAAUGCAAGGUUGGUUCUUUAAAGAUCUUGAAAGAAAUUAGUAAAAAUCCACAAAUCCGGCGAUGCUUGGCAGAACUUAGGGGCUUACAGACUAUGGUGAAAAUUUUGGACUCCUCCAAUAAAGAUCUCAAAUGUCUGGCUGCUGAAACUAUUGCCAAUAUAGCCAAAUUCAAAAAAGCAAGGCAGACUGUCAGACUUCAUGGUGGAAUUCAGCGUCUGGUUGGUCUUUUGAACUGUGAUCCAAUCCUUUCAUCUAAUCUAACUGCAGAGCAAAAGAAAGAUAUUGAAGUUGCGCGUUGUGGUGCUCUUGCACUUUGGAGCUGCAGUAAAAGUAAAAAAAAUAAGGAGGAAAUCCGUAGAUCUGGUGGUAUUCCUCUGCUGGGUCAACUGUUGAAGUCUCCUCAUGAAAACAUGCUUAUUCCAGUUGUUGGCACACUACAAGAGUGUGCUUCAGAGCCUAGUUAUAGUUUGGCUAUUCGAACAGAAAAUAUGAUUAAAGAUCUGGUACGAAAUCUUAGCAGUGAAAGUGAGGAACUUCAAAUGCAUUGUGCCUGUGCCAUUUUCAAGUGUGGAGAGGAUGAGGAAACGCGUAAUCUUGUUCGAGCUCAUAAUGGACUAGAACCACUGGUAAAACUCUUCAACAGGUCUGACAAUAAAGAGUUGUUGGCAGCUGCUACAGGAGCCGUCUGGAAAUGUGCCAUAAGUAUGGAGAAUGUAGACAGGUUUAAAAACCUAAGGAUUGUUGAAACAUUGAUUCAUCUACUGGUUGGUCAACCCGAAGAAGUCCUUAUCAAUGUCGUCGGAGCCUUGGGGCAAUGUGCACGAGACCGGACUAUUCGAGCUGCUAUCAGAAAAUCUGAAGGAAUUGAACCUUUGGUUAAUCUUUUAACUGGAACAAAUAACGCUCUUCUUGUAAAUGUCACCAAAGCAGUGGGUGAAUGUGCGGUUGAUCCUGAAAAUAUGGCGAUAAUUGAAUCUCUAGAUGGAGUUCGGUUACUAUGGUCUUUGCUCAAAAAACCUAAUCCAGAUAUUCAAUCAAGUGCAGCAUGGGCAAUCUGUCCAUGUAUAGAAAAUGCCAAGUCUGGCAUACCUACCUGCUUCAAGCAGGCUUCAGGUGCAUAAGAAGAACGUGCUGACCUACCUCAAGGACUGUCCAGUAGCACUUACAUCCACAGUGAUGAAACAUAUCAACUGAGAUGAGACUUGGAACCACUCCAAUUUACGUACCAGAGCAACAGGUCAAGAGCAGAUGUCAUCUCAUUGGCUCUUCACUCAACCCUAGAACAUCUGGACAGCAAAGAUGCAUACAUCAGGAAGCUUUUCAUUGACUGCUGCUUUGUAUUUAAUAAUCCCUCAACACUAAUCAAUAAUGCAAGGCCUUGGCCUCAAUACCUCCUUGUGCAAUUGGAUCCUCAAUUUCCUCAGUUGCAGACCCCAGUCAGUUUUGAUUGGCAACAGCACCUUCACCACAAUCUCCAUAGCACAGGUGUAUCACAAGGAUGUGUGCUUAGCCCCUGCUCCAUUUGUUUUACACUUACAACUGUGUGACUAAGUGCAACUCCGAAGUCACAUUCAAGUUUGUUGACAACACAAUUGUCACAGGCCAAAUCAAGGGUGGUGAUGAGUCAGCAUAUAGGAGGGAGACUGGAAAUCUGGUUAAGUGGCGCCUUAGCAACAACCUCUUACUCAAUGUCAUUAAGACUAAGGAGCCAGUCCUCUUCGGAGGAUCAGAGGUGGAAAUAGUCAGCAGCUUUAAAUUCCUUAGUGUUAUCAUUUUGGAGGACCUGUACUGGGCCGAGCGUGUAAGUGCAAUUACAAAGAAAGCACAGUAGCACCUCUACUUUCUUAGGAGUUUGCAAAGAUUUGACACAACACCUGAAAUUUUGACAAACUUCCAUAGAUGUAUGGUGGAGAGUAAUUUGACUGGCUGCAUCACAGCCUGUUACGGAAACAACAAUGCCCUUAAAUGGAAAAUCAUAUAAAAAGUAGUGGAUACAGCCCAUUCUAUCAUGGGUCUAGCUCUUCCCCACAAAUGAGCACAUCUACAUGGAGUAUUGUCACAGAUUAGCAGCAUCCGUCAUCAGGGACUCGCCACCACCCAGGCAAAGCUCUCUUCUCAUUGCUGCCAUCAGGAAGAAGGUUCAAAGUUCAAAAAGCACAAAGUAAACUUUAUUUCGAAGUCCAUGCGUCACCACAUAUAACUCUGAGGUUCUUUUUUUCUGUGGGCAUACUUAGCAAAUCUAUAGAACAGUAACUGUAAACAGGAUCUGUAAACUAUAAACAUCAGGAGCUGUAAACUGUAAAUAAACUGUGCACAUGUAGGUAACAAAUAAAAAGCAAUAAAUAACAAGGUAAAAGAGUUCUUUAAUGAAUAUAGUAUCUCCUUUUGUUCAAGAACCUGAUGGUUGAGGGGUAAUAACUGUUCUUCGACCUGGUGGUGUGAGUCCUGAGGCACUUGUACCUUCUACCUGAUGGCAGUGGUGAGAAAAGAACAUGGCCUGGGUGGUGAGGAUCUUUGAUAAUUGGUGCUGCUCUCCUACUACAAUGUUUCAUGUCGAUGUGCUCAAAGGUUGGGAGGGUUUUACCUGUGAUGUACUGGGUCAAAUCCACUAUCGUUUGUAGGGUUUUCUGCUCAGAGGCAUUGAUGUUCCAAGGCAGGCUGUAAUGCAGCCAAUGAGUACACUUUACAUCACACAUCUAUAGAAGUUUGCCAAGGUGUUUGAUGACAUGCCAAUGUCAACAGACCCCUAAGGAAGUAGAGGCGGUGUUGCACUUUCUUCACAAUUGUAUUUGUAUGAUGGGUCCCCUGAGAUAGUGACACCCAGGAAUUUGAAGUUGCUGACCCUGUCCAGCUCUGAACCUCUAAUAAAUAGUGGCUAACGGACUUCUGGUUUCCCUCUCCUGCAGUCUACUAUCAAGUCCUUGGUUUUACUGACAUUAAGUGAGAGGGUGUUAUUACACCACUCUGCCAACAUUUCAAUCUCCCUCCUGUACAGGAGCCUUGGGACUCACACCACCAGGCUUAGGAAAAAUUAUUAUCCCUCAACCAUUAGGCUCUUGAACCAAAGGUGAUAAUUUCACUCAACUUCACUUCCUCCAUCAUUGAAAUGUUUCCACAACCAAUGAACUCACUUUCAUGGACUCUUAAUCUU
Hypanus sabinus (Atlantic stingray) is the source of this 4822-nucleotide messenger RNA. RefSeq names its product outer dynein arm docking complex subunit 2 (gene odad2). Bases 90 to 2792 code for a protein of 900 amino acids. The transcript is spliced from 18 exons. The record is from RefSeq and is a predicted model, not a curated record. Gene Ontology annotation, molecular function: protein binding. NCBI's taxonomy places the organism in Eukaryota, Metazoa, Chordata, Chondrichthyes, Myliobatiformes, Dasyatidae.